UUCAAUUGGCAAAAGAUUGCCUGAUUAAUAUGAGAAAUAAUAACACUGAAUUUUUGGAUGUCUUUUCAAAGGCCCAAGAUUUUAUGAAGAAGAGAAAUUUACCUUUUGAUUUUGAAAGUUCAAGACUUCAAACAUUACAAUCCAAAAAGGAGAGCUUUAAAAUCAGUGUGUUUUAUGCUGCACUUGAUUUAAUUAUUAUGCAGUUUAGUGAAAGAUUUAACGAUGAAUCGAUAAAAUUUUUGAGUCAAACAUCAUUUUUUACCCCAAAGGGAAUGGCGGAAAAGGCAAUUGUUAAAGAUGAUAUCAAGGAUAUCUGUGAAUUUUAUCAAUUAAAUACAAGUCAAGUUUUUGAGGAAAUGUUGAUGUUUAGAAAUAUUUAUAAAAUGGCUAAAACGGGGGACGUAAUUAUUACUCGUGACCUAGAGGUUAAAGAAGAUUUGUCAGAUUCUGAGAAUUCUUCUUCUGAUGAUGAUAAUAAUUUUGAGAUGAAUGAUUAUGACUGGAGAAACUAUUCAUUUAUUUUACCUUAUCGUCUGCUUAUAAAUUUUUCUGCUUUCCCAAAUUUAACAAUUUUAUAUAAAUAUUUAUUAACUAUUCUUACUACAUCAUGUACUGCCGAAAGGGUCAUGACAAAAAGGUUUUUGAAGAAAUUUCCUAAGAAACUGGUCUGCAGAAAUUAUCAAUUGAUUGCAAAAAUUGAUGCUACCGGAUCAGCAAAACGGUAUGGAGGUGGUAGACUACACACAGCUCGUACUAUGGAAAAUGUUGAUUCUGUUAAAAAACUCAAUAAAACAAGAAGACCUAGGUCCUAUGCAGCUAAAAUGUUUUUAAAAAAGCAAGCCCAGGACCUAACCGAUGCGAAUAAUUGCGAGUCUAAUACCCAAACAACUUCUACGAAAAUACACUCAGAGAUUAGUUCAUUUCAUAUGGUUCACUCCACGGAUUAA
Messenger RNA from Gordionus sp. m RMFG-2023, 947 nucleotides. RefSeq lists its product as uncharacterized. Lineage: Eukaryota; Metazoa; Nematomorpha; Gordioida; Chordodea; Parachordodidae. The record is from RefSeq and is a predicted model, not a curated record. The coding region runs from base 30 to 947 and encodes 305 amino acids. The transcript has 6 exons.